AUGAAUUUGGAUCCCAAGUUUCCUAGGAAACGCGAGAGUCGUACACGCGCCCCAACAGCUUGCCAGACCUGCAGAUUGCGAAAGACCCGGUGCGACAAUACUAGGCCCGUCUGUAGCUAUUGUGCAAUACAAGGGGUGGAGUGUGUUUAUCCCGAAGCCUCGCCGCAUCCAGUUCAGACGAAUUUUGAGUCUGCCAAUCAUGAGAUCCUCCAGAGGCUAGGGCAGAUUGCUUCGCUCCUGGAAGAUCUUAAGCAAGAUAGCGGGUCGAGUUCUUUGUCCGGUCGUUCAGCCAGGGGCUCGCUCCUAGAGUUAGCUACUGGUACACAGAAUUCGAGCCCCCUGGCAGAUCCAUUCGCGAGUCGCAAUCAUCCAGGAAGUGCCACGAGUAUCGAGGACCGGGCUGAUGACCACGAUCCCUUGACCUUAUAUGCAGCCAAUUCUCCGGAGUAUAUGCUUCGCUGGCCAAUAUUCAAUCGGGUCAUUCCCGAAUCAGAGAGACAUGUUCGAUCUUUCUUACUCGAUUCCUUGGACAAUCAACCACAUGUACUCUCACCUCCUCGGCAAGCGGAAGUGGGUUCCUCUCUGGAUGACAUCCAGCACCUAUGUCGGAAAUACAUUGUUUUGAUUCAUCGAAGGAACCCUGUUGUUGAAGCUGAAACGCUCGAGCGAUAUGCCAGACAGGUGACUCUUCAAGGGUUAGGUUGGGAUGGGCCAUCGUGCCAAGUGCUUCUGGCCUGUGCACUUGCCUGUUGCACAUCUUCCUUCGUUCCAUUGAGUGAAAUACCUAACGAUCUCGAUAAUAUUUCCAGUCCGCCUCAGUCAGAUGCGAACGUUGAGCUGGCCGAGGCUUAUUUUCAUGCAGCCGAGCAAAGACUGGGCUCCUUGAACACAUCUCCAACAGAUAUCCAAUGUUUCCUUCUAGCUGGAUCCUAUCAUAGUCACGCUAUUCGCCCGUUACAAGCCUGGUUUUGUUUUCAACAAGCUUCUUGCAGACUAGAAGUUCGUCUACGCUCCUUGCGUCGAGAGCAAUGGACCGCAGAUAUCGACUAUUAUAAUCUCGAAUCACGCCUAUAUUGGUCAUGUAUUCAAGCAGAGCAUGAAAUGCAGGCAGAACUUCCAUUGUGGGGCAGCUGUCUUGAGAGCCUGGGAUAUGCGAAUCAAUUCCCAACCUUCCCGAGAACUUCGUCGGCAUCGAUAUCUCCAGCAGACAGAUUUGGAGAUAAUAAGGAUAUUGUCACGAGGUCAUGGCCUGAAAUGUGUGACACUGACGAUGAAAAGGGAUGGAGGUUCUACAUUGGGUCGAUAUGCAAUCGUCGGACUGUGAACGAUAUGCUCAUUGAUAUGUGGCGAGGUGGGGAGCAAGACUGGGUCAACAAUAUCCAUGGUGUUGUUGAACGGACUUCCGCAGCCGCAGAAGUCAUAUACUCCUGGUACCAAAUGUCACUCAGCGGCCUACCCUCCCCUACACCAGACAAUCAAGAUCUGGAGUUUCUUCUAUACAGCCGCUAUCGCAUGGGUCUCGAGAAAAUCUAUCGCCCAAUUCUCUACCUAGCAGUCCAUUACAGCUUCCUGCCGAGCUAUCUUCAAAACAACACCCAGCUUUUCCAAGAGGUAUUCAACCACGCCCAAAAGGCGCUUCAGAAUUGUGCCGCUCUCAUCCCGAAUCUAUGGUAUCAUUUCCGCCACGAAUGGAUCUGGAAUAUGAUGAGGUGCACCUUUGGAGCCGCGAUCCAAAUCAUCGCAGCAGUCCUCAGUCGGUUGCAGUAUGCGGCCUCGGGUGGAUGGUGUCUUGUUCCUCCGCAUAAUUGGCCUGCAUUGGUGCGUUUGUCAAUUCGAACUUUGAGGGCUUGGUCUGGCGAGUCCAUCGAUUUGGAUAUGAUGAGAUCUACUCUAGAAAGAAUGUACCAAGGCACUUGUCUGUUAGCAGGUAUAAGGUCAGACAUGUAUCCAUCCUAA
Molecule: messenger RNA, 1956 nt
Organism: Penicillium argentinense
Lineage: Eukaryota; Fungi; Ascomycota; Eurotiomycetes; Eurotiales; Aspergillaceae
Exons: 5
Coding region: 1-1956 (651 amino acids)
Biological process (GO): regulation of DNA-templated transcription
Molecular function (GO): DNA-binding transcription factor activity, RNA polymerase II-specific; zinc ion binding
Source: RefSeq, a predicted model, not a curated record